UGGGCACCCAGUUAUCUAAAUACACAACAGUAAUAGAUGAAACUUUGAAAUAAUAGCAUAAUUAUAAAAAUUAUCAAGAGCAAAAAGGGUACCACACUGUACCAGCUAGUUUAGGAUCAACUACUACCCAGUGGGCUACUAGAAGAACUAGAGAGACAAGUGUCAGCCAUUGAUCGUUCAUCAUGUCUCACGACACUCGAAGAUACAGCUUUUUUGCUGGCAAGAAGAAGGUCCCUCGUCCGAAGGCUUCAGAGCCGAUCCACCUGGACCCAGAGUCAGAGGCGAAAAUGGCAGAAUUGGAGAAGAUGACAGAGCCACAAGUCAACGAGAAACUGUACACUGUGCUGGAGGACAUCAACGUGACGAGUGAUGUGGGGAGACAGCACAUCCUUGGACAGAGCCUGCCUUACAAGAAGGAGCUCAUUCGCAACUGGAUACUCAGGGACCACAGACCCACUGGGGGCGUUAGCGCAGGGCCCAGUGCACCCGAGGAGUACGUAGAGGAGAUGAAAAAAUUUGUUUUCCAGGCCGACUCUGCCGCUGAGAACGACUAUGGUGUCAUUGACAAGCUUCGAGUGUCCCUCUCCACUAAUGGACUCAGCUGGGUCAAGAAGUUUGGGGAGCACAAUGGACUGGAUGUUCUGCUCACUAUUCUCAAGGGUUGCUGCUCAGCCAACUUCCAGGGGAAGGAUGCCAUACUGAGGAAGGUCCAGCAUCAGGGUGUACGCUGUCUCAAGGCUUUCAUGAACAACAAGUACGGCCUCACGAGGAUGCUACAGAGUGAGCAGGGACUUAUCAUCUUUGUGAGUGCCAUGGACCCGUACAACGAAAACAUGAUGGCUGACGUUCUACGAGUGGCAGCUGCCGUCUGUCUGGUGGCUGACGGCCAUGACCGUGUUUUGGAGGCGGUCACGGUCAACGGAGAGACGUGCGGUAUCAACCGGUUUGACCCAGUCCUCCAAGCACUCAAAAAAACCAUCAACCCAAUGUUGCAGCUGUCAUGUCUUCAGUUUAUCAACGCCAUCGUCAACACUCCCGAUGACAUUGACUUCAAACUACAUCUCCGUAACGAGUUCAUGAGGGGGGGUCUCGAGGACGUCCUUGUAAACCUUCGUGAGAUCCAGCUCCACGACCUCACCACUCACCUGGACAUCUUCGAUGACCACAGGGAGAACGAUUUCGAGGAGAUACAACAUCGCUUCCAGGAUAUCCGGGGGGAGUUUCAUGACCCUGACGAGGUGUUCCGGAUGCUACGUCACAUGACAGCUGGGACAGCAUCAGAGCACCACUUCCUGUCCAUCCUCCAGCACAUGAUGGUCAUCCGAGAUGACUACUGGGCCCGCCCACAAUUCUUCAAACUGUUGGACCAGUGUGUAACUCAGAUUGUCCUCCACAAGUCGGGUAUUGACCCAGAUUUCCAUUACACCAAGAAGUUCAACGUGGACGUAGACCCUCUCAUAGAUGGACUGGUGGAUAAGGCCAAGGUGGAAGAGUCUGAAGCGAGAGCUUACGAUCUGGAGCAGCUGCUGCAACGUGAGGAGGCGGCCCGUAACGAAGCCGAGACCAAACUGAGUGUAGCCAUCGAGGAAACGGAAGAAACAAAGAAAAAACAUGAACUCGACGUUCAGGAGAGGGAUAACGAGAUACGAGGUCUCAAAGAAGAGCUUAUCAGACGGCCUACAGUUCAAGCUGGUGCCGGUACUGGAGCCCCACCCCCACCCCCUGGCCCUGGUGGUGCCCCACCUCCUCCUCCACCACCCCCUGGUCCUGGUGGUGCCCCACCACCUCCGCCACCACCACCCCCUGGACCAGGCGGAGCUGCCCCACCCCCUCCACCACCACUACCAGGUGGUGUUCCCCCGCCCCCUGGUGUGCCUGGAGCCCCGCCCCCUCCAGGCUUUGCAAUGCCCAACACCAUCCCUGGACUCAAAGAGAAAAAGAAGUUCAAACUGGACGUGCAAAUGAGGAGAAUGAAUUGGAAUAAGAUCGAAAAGCAGAGGCUGCAGCCCGACUCUUUCUGGGUGUCGACUAACGAGGAAUCAUUUGCCUCGAGAGAUUUCUUUACAGAACUAGAAAAAACAUUUGCCACUGGCAGAGCUCGCACUCAGCUAGAAUCUUCCACUCCCAAGUUCAAGCCAUCAAAGGUUAAGCAACUCAAAGUUCUUGACUCAAAAUCAGCUCAGAAUAUCUCCAUUCUCCUAGGUACACUGCGUAUGGAGUACAAGGCCGUGAGAAGCAUGGUCUUGUCAUGUGAUCCUGAGCGAUUGACUGAGCAGCUGUUAGAGCAGCUAUCCAAGUACAUGCCGUCACGUGAUGAGAUGAUACAGCUCAUGGCUUACAGAGACAAACCGGGCGAUCUAGCCGAAGCUGAGCAGUUUGGAGUUGUGAUGAGUGAUGUGAAGCGACUCCCAGAUAGACUGGAGUGCCUAUUGUUCAGAGCAAGGUUCCAGGAGGAGCUCGAUGAACUGACUCCAAGUGUCUCCGCAGUAACGACUGCUUGUAGGGAGAUGAGACAGGGCAAAAAGUUCUCCAAAGUUCUUGAGCUCAUUCUCAUGACUGGUAACUACAUGAAUGCCGGGUCACGUAACCAGCAGUCAUACGGCUUUGACUUGAGCUUUCUGACAAAGCUUGGAGGUACGAAGUCCGCUGACCAGAAGACCACCCUCCUCCACUUCCUGGCCAAUGUCAUGGAGUCAAAGUUCCCAGACCUGCUCGACUUUGCAACAGAGAUGAGGAACGUUGAAGCUGCUUCAAGAUGUUCUGAGGAGAUGAUGAGUAAAGGGGUGAAGCAGAUGGAGGCUGGAAUCUCUCGACUCAAGACAGAGAUAAAACAGCACCAGAAACCAUCAGACAGGAGCGAUAAGUUCGCAGAGGAGAUGAAUAAGUUUGUGCAUAAGGCAGAAGAGAAAUUCAAAAAGAUUCGAGAUCAGUUCCAGCUCAUGGACAAGAAGUGUGAUGAUCUCGCCAAGUUCUUCGUAUUUGACCGUAAAAAGGUGACAAUGGAGGAGUUCUUUGGAGACAUCACCUUCUUCCUCAAGGACUUUGAGAGAGCAAGGAAAGAGAAUGCUAAGAUCAGGGAACAGAUGGAGAGACAAAGACUCGCCAAAGAAAGAGAGGAAAGAGCGAAGCAAGCUAAACAAAAGAGACCGUCCAACACGUCCAAGACGAGGGUGAUUGAUCUGAGCAAGGAUGGGGACGAGGAAGGUGUGCUAGACAACCUACUGGAAUGCCUGCAAUCAGGGAGCAUGUUCCAGAAUACUAGAGGCAAGAAGAGAGGAACUGCCAACAAGGCUGUCACUGCCUCAAGAACAAGAGGUGCUCUAGCUGGCUCAAGAGAUGAUCUGGACAGUCCUACUGGAGUAGUCCCAAACACAGACGGGAGCAAUACCACAUCGACAGCGUCUGCUUCACGAUAUGCAAACUAUUCAGCGAGAACUAGAGACAGAAACGGGAAAGGAGGAAGCCAAGCUCAAGAUAUACUCGCACGAAUACAAGACAAGCCUUCAGGAACAGUACUCUGAACAGCAUCAUGCAUUUAUGUUUAUAGCUAUUAUCUAUCUAUUCACUGACAUUGUAGUUGGUUUCAGCCAUUCAGGAAAUGUGUAAACAAUUCGUAUGCCAAAUUUUGUGUGUUUUAUGUGCAUUUCAUUAAUAGGUAUGUAUCGUUAAAUAUAAA
Messenger RNA from Halichondria panicea, 3676 nucleotides. Its product is annotated as protein diaphanous homolog 1-like. The coding region runs from base 183 to 3521 and encodes 1112 amino acids. Gene Ontology annotation, biological process: actin cytoskeleton organization; actin filament polymerization. Lineage: Eukaryota; Metazoa; Porifera; Demospongiae; Suberitida; Halichondriidae. The transcript has 24 exons. The record is from RefSeq and is a predicted model, not a curated record. Gene Ontology annotation, cellular component: actin filament. Gene Ontology annotation, molecular function: actin binding; small GTPase binding.